CCCCGUCCGGCGGCCGCUGCGUGGUGACGUCAGAGCAGCGUGCCCCUGUGCCUCAGCCGAGGAGACCCCGCAGCGAGCUGCCAACGCCCGGCGGAGACUGAGGUUCCUAUUGGAGUUGAUAUUCCAGUAGACUUCAGCUAUGCAGACGAUCAAGUGUGUAGUUGUGGGUGAUGGUGCUGUUGGUAAAACCUGUCUCUUAAUUUCUUACACAACAAAUAAAUUCCCAUCGGAAUAUGUACCAACGGUUUUUGAUAACUAUGCUGUAACAGUGAUGAUUGGAGGAGAGCCUUACACCUUAGGCCUCUUUGAUACUGCAGGUCAGGAAGACUAUGAUAGAUUACGACCCCUCAGCUAUCCACAGACAGAUGUAUUUCUGGUCUGUUUUUCAGUGGUGUCUCCUUCUUCAUUUGAAAAUGUGAAAGAAAAGUGGGUACCUGAAAUUACUCACCACUGUCCAAAGACUCCUUUCCUGCUUGUUGGGACCCAAAUUGAUCUAAGAGAUGAUCCCUCAACAAUUGAGAAACUUGCCAAGAACAAGCAGAAGCCCAUAACUCCAGAGACGGCUGAAAAACUGGCCCGGGACCUGAAGGCUGUCAAAUAUGUGGAAUGCUCUGCACUUACGCAGAAAGGCCUAAAGAAUGUAUUUGACGAAGCGAUAUUGGCUGCCCUGGAGCCUCCGGAGCCGAAGAAGACUCGCAGGUGUGUGCUGCUAUGAACAUCCCUCCACAGCCCCUUCUGCAAAGCUGGUGUUUGAUGUCAUACUAAAAGCAAUGUUUAAAUCAAACUAAAGAUACAAAUUUUAAAAUUUGUUUUCGCAAUAAUGACAAAUGCCCUGCACUCCCAUCUCCCCCACACGAUCCCUGUGUGAGAUGAGAAUGUUAGUGUUUAUUCCCCAGUGCUCCCUCAAUUCAGUUAAACUAGUUAAUUUUGAGUAAUUAUGUAUUAUCAGAAAACACUGAUCAGUACUAGUUUUUUAUUUUGUUUACUGUUUCUAAUUUUUUUUUGUUUAAAAUCCAGGCAUGCUUGUGAUGACUUUUUCUGUAACAGACUAAUUCUAGGCUGUUUACUGAAGCCUUGUCCCUUAUGCCAGUCUGCCAAGACUUGGUUGUGGUUUCAAGAACUUCUAGGGCUGUUCUGGAGCCAGCCAGCAGCCUGGGUGUGAGCAGACUUUAGUACUAAAGACAAAUACAGGAAAGUAAAAUGUCCCAAGCUGGUGCUCCUCUAAGGAGGAGUGUAGAAAAUGUAUCUGCAUCUCCUCUGAAGUUGCCUUGUAUCUCUUCCCCUGGCUCUCCACUGUGCAGGUCAUAAAUUUCUGCCCCAUCCUCUAAGUUAUGAAGCCUUAGGAAUAGGAGAAUCCUUUUUCUCUGGAUGCACCAUCAGACUUGAAACUAGCUUGCCAGUCUCUUCCUUAUUCUUUGACAUCAUAAGCUUUUGUCACGUGAUGAAGAAAUAACUGCACCUGUUUAAGCAUGCCCAACUGAGUCAGUUGGCUUUUAACAGAUCAAUCUUCUGCCAGUCCUUAAUUAUUGGAGAAAUGCUUACAGUGACCAGCAUAUACACUGCUGUUUGGACACUCUGAAAGGACCUGGUGUAUGUUAAGAUGAGUUUUGGAGCUGGCUCUGGUGGUGCAUCUCUUACUGGAUGGCUUGGCAUCCUUCAGGGAGUGGUGGAAAGAUAGACCUGUGUCAGUAGGAGGGAACUGCAGGGAGGGGUUUCUAGUGUUUAGUGUGGCACCAUAUAGGGACCAGUUAAGGGAAUCCUCUUUUUCUGUGUUUUGCUCGUAAGUAACCUUGAACCUGUAAGAUGGGCUCCAGCCUGCUGAGGAUUGUGUGCAGGGUCUUUAUGUAGACUGACUGCAGUGUUGUAGGGAUUUUACCAAAAAAAUAUUUUGGCUUGCAAAUUCAAAGUUUUUUAAGACUUAGGGAAUCUUCUCCAUCUUCCAAAAUUCUCAUUUCUUGUAGACUCGUUAGUGUUGAACCAAUGCUUUUUCAUGUCUAAGUUCUUUGUAUAUGCAUUCUUUUCAGAUGUAUUAAACAUAAAGUAUCUUCACAAGCCUGCCUGAGGGUAGUUAUUUCCCUUGCCUUUCUCUUGAGUGUGAAGGACUUGUAAAUACGGCUUUUAUCCCUUGCGAGCCCUCCUCUCCUCCUUGCAAGUUAGUUUGGGUCUUUCCUUAAUGCUUAAUUAUGUCAGUUCACGUCUUCCCUCAUCUCUGCUGCUGGCCUCAAUUCUGUCAAGAUUGCUCUAGUCUUCGAUGCAGUGUCUUUGCUGUUCUACCCAACUCUGAAGAGAGGGCAUGGUGGUUCUUAACAAAAGGAAUACUCAUUGUUGUGCAUGUUCCCAAAUAUUAAAAGUUGGCUUUUGGGGGUUAUUGGGCUCUUGCACCUUUUCUGUCAAGAAGCUAGUCUUUGUGGAAGUUUCCUGUUGUUCCCUGUUCACUUGCAGAUAACAAAAAUCCUACAGGGAUAAAUGGCAUCAUACCUAUCUCCCUCCCAAAAAUGCACAGAAUUUGUUACACCUUUUUUGUUAAUUGUCCAAAGAAGCGGUGCGGUCUUACACUGUUGAUGCAUAACUUGUAUUAAUUAUUAAAACACAUUCCAAAGAGCCUCAUUAAAGGUCAUUUUUACUUUAA
Molecule: messenger RNA, 2629 nt
Organism: Tyto alba (common barn owl)
Lineage: Eukaryota; Metazoa; Chordata; Aves; Strigiformes; Tytonidae
Gene: CDC42
Product: cell division cycle 42
Exons: 6
Coding region: 140-715 (191 amino acids)
Biological process (GO): modification of synaptic structure; small GTPase-mediated signal transduction
Cellular component (GO): dendritic spine
Molecular function (GO): GTPase activity; GTP binding
Source: RefSeq, a predicted model, not a curated record